Messenger RNA from Macrobrachium nipponense, 3377 nucleotides. RefSeq names its product PX domain-containing protein kinase-like protein. Gene Ontology annotation, molecular function: ATP binding; phosphatidylinositol binding; protein kinase activity. NCBI's taxonomy places the organism in Eukaryota, Metazoa, Arthropoda, Malacostraca, Decapoda, Palaemonidae. Gene Ontology annotation, biological process: protein phosphorylation; negative regulation of ATP-dependent activity; negative regulation of monoatomic ion transport. The transcript is spliced from 12 exons. Bases 116 to 1882 code for a protein of 588 amino acids. The record is from RefSeq and is a predicted model, not a curated record. Gene Ontology annotation, cellular component: plasma membrane.
GGAGCAAACGCCCCGCCGGCGUCGAACGCCCGCCCGUGAAUCCCUGGAGUUGUUGUGGUGGGUGUAUUUACUUUUAUCAGCUGAUGAGGAUGUCGUAGUAGGACCUAAGACAAAUAUGUCUGUGUUUGAAGUGAAGAGAGAGGAUAAAUUAGCGACGGACGACACGAAACCGCUGAGGUGUAAUAUACGAGACGCGCAGAACGCCGACGGCCACAUAGAAUAUUCACUGGAAGUCUUCCGGGCACCAGACAUUGAAACAAGAUGGACAGUAAGUCACCGAUAUUCAGAUUUUGCUCAGCUUCAUGCUUUGCUAAAAGCUGGCACGGCUCCCCUGCCGUCGCUUCCACCAAAAAGAGUCUUUGGGAACACAGACAGGGACUUCAUAAAUGAAAGAAAAGCUGCCCUGCAGAAAUACAUCAAUAAGAUUCUGUCUGAUGAACUUCUGGCUGGUUCAUUACCUGUGAGGCAGUUCUUAGACCCCAAAAGCUACAGUAGAAAUUUCCAAGAGGAAGGUCGACAAAACAUACAAAUAGUUCUUAGAUCUGGAGGCAGUCAUGAAGUCACAGAGCCCCUUCCCUCCAUAGGCACUCGUUUGUGCAAGUCAUAUUUCUUAGGCAAUCCUCUUCGUGAUACAAAGACUCACCAUGUGCUGUGGUGGGCUCCUUUUGGUCCUGACAGAGCCACAAAUCUCCGAGACACACAUGCUACUCUAACAGCUCUUUUACAGUGUCAGCAUCCUUACAUAAUUCCUGCUGUCAGCAGCAUUGCAACAGAAGCUGGUGUAUGUGUAAUACGCCCUUGGUUUUCUCAGGGAACAGUUCGUGAUAUGAUACACCAAGCAAAACCAAGGUCAUCUAUUUUAGCAAAGUAUUUUAGUGAUAAACACACACACAUUUCUCAGAAGGAAGUAGCAGUAUAUGGGCGUCAGAUCCUUGAGGCUUUACUGUUUCUUAAUGAAAAAGGCCUAGGACAUGGACAUCUACACACUGGAAACCUGGUCAUCGAUAAACAUGUCUGUAGGCUCAUUGACCUUGAAAAUCAGGUGGUUGGGCUUCCAAAUGCCCUGCGAGACCACAUGACUUACCACAGAAAAAUCAAUAGCAUGGAAGCACUCGACGUAUAUUGCUUCGGCCAUGUCUUGUACGAAAUGAUGUUUCUAAAACGCCUUUCCACCAGUACUUGUGAUGAGUAUCCUGCAGAUUGUCCUCCAUUACCUAGAUCUGUGUUAGAGAGUAUAUUAAGUACAGAAGCUUGUAAAAAUGGUCUUCCUACUGUAGCUGGACUACUUACUCAUCCAUUUUUUAAUCAGAUCCCUCUCCAUAGUUAUGAGAAACCUAGUCUUCGCCUUCCCUCCUCAGUCAAGCAAGCAAUUGUAUCAAUACAUGAAACCACAUUCACAAGACUAGCAGCAGAUCAGAAGAAAAUCCGCCAGCAGCGAAAGUUAUCCAAAGCUGAAGCUUUUAUUUCCCAGAAUUCCACAAAGAAUCGGUCAAAGAAGAAUGUACACGAGACAAAUGGCGUAUGCUCACCUGAAACUGCGUCUACUAAUGAUAGUUCCCGUGGCCAGUCUAGUAAUACUCUUUCCACAGCCACUACUCCAGUACCUUCCAUUCCUACUUCAUCCCUAACAACCCCUGUUCCUCCCUCACCACCACCUCCCCCACCUCCUCCUCCUCCUCCACCACCACCACCCCAACCCCCCACUGCCUCAAUUCCUCCAGUCCCCCCACCAUUAGAACUGCCAGGACCGUCAUCUUCAUGCACUCCUAAUUCCAAGGACCUUGGCAAGGAACGUACAGCGCUGCUUUCGUCCAUCUCUUCAUUCAAGAAGAACAACUUGAAGAAAGCGGAAUGUAAUGAUCGAAGUGUGCCACGUAUAUAGAUGUGUGUAAGGUUGUACAUUCUCUUACUAACGAUGAAGAUUGCUGGAAAUGUUUUCCUGCUGUGUAGCUCAGAGUUGGACUAGUUGAAAGUUAAAAUUGAUAUUCUUUAAGUAAUCCAUUGAAUUGAAUUUUACUUUUUUUUCCAGUUAUCACCAUUUAAAAUACUUUUGCCUACUAUUUUACUACUCAGUAAGCUUAGUUGUACAGUAUAGGAAGUGUGGUAUCCAUCUGUCAAAAUGUGAAUUAGCUUGAGUUUGUUUAUUUUAGAAAAAAGGGGAAACUUUCAGUGAUCUGUGGAGCUUCUGAAGCCUAAUAGAAAAGAUGGGAAGUAUGUAUUGUAAUUACAAAAAUCAUUAGAUUUUGUAGGCAAUUAUUUGAAACCUGAUUUUCCGGUGUCAGUUGGUAGCCUGAUUUAAAAAAAUUGCUAUUGCAUGUGGUAAAUGAUUAUUUUUGGUAUAGCUUGUAAAAACCUGGGAGACUUUGUAAUUUUCCUGUUUAUGUGAAAUUGAUUUUAAAUUUUCUUUCAUCGUUGAUAGUGGACGUUUCUCAGGUUUUCCUAUUAUGACAAAUCUUGAUCAUUACCCUCCAAACAUUAGUCAAUGUCUGUGCUAUACAGUAGGAAUGGGUAAUUAUCCACUAUACUAUAUUUUGUAUAGAUAUAUAAAGGCUCUGAUUAUUUAUCAUGGAAAUGAAAAUUCCAUUUAAAUAUGUCUAGCUUUAGAACUUGGAAGACUUUUACAGAAAUUCCACUUGUUGAUUGAUUUCCAAAAUUCCACUUGUUGGAAUAAUUCUGCAAAGUGGAAUGUUCACUUUCCAGCAGUGUCAUUUUAUUUUUAAUUUUGGAGCUAGACAACACAUUUCAUAUGUAACGGUUAGUUAGACCCCUUAGGAGACGUGAUUAAAAAGUGGCUAUUGAUAUAUUUCUACUAAUGCUAAUAGGUUUUACAAUUUUUAUAUGCUCAGAACAAUCUGUCACAAAAUAUAUUUUGAUAUCAUAGCUUAUUCAUUUCUCAGUUUUAUUUCUGAGUCUGCUACGUUUAAGUGCAUGGCCAAAAGGAUUAAGUAUAUUAUGUAGGUGAAGGUCACGGAAUUAAUUUUGUGCUCAAAACCAGAAGUUAAAAAAGGACUGGUUGUGAUGAUAAGUUGUAAGGAAACUAAACUUGACAAUUGUAUCUAGUCAUAUAUGGAAUUAUCAACCAGUCUGAUGCUGUUCCUUUAUGAUUAAUUAAACCUUUAUUUGUGAUACGAAAAAGUGAUUCUACUGAUAGUUGUAUAAUUAGUUGUGAAUUUUUUUUCCACAAAAAAUAUUUUUUGUUCAAGUCAUAUAUUUUGUUAUGAUAGAUUUCUAAUAUUCUUUUGAAAUAUUAUUUUGCUAUGAAAGAUUUGUUAUUGAUAGACUAUAUAGUACAUAUAUAUGAUUAUCUGUUUAAGUACAUUCAACCAAAUAUGCAUUUGUCAUAAUUUUUUGAUGCAUUAAAGGAAUGUGGAAACUGA